GCACAUGAAGUAUCAAAGUAGAUCGCUGGAGCACAUGAAGUAUCAAAGUAAAUCGCUGGAGCACAUGAAGUAUCAAAGUAGAUCGCUGGAGCACAUGGAAGUAUCAAAGUAGAUCGCUGGAGCACAUGGAAGUAUCAAAGUAGAUCGCUGGAGCACAGGGAAGUAUCAAAAUAGAUCGCUGGAGCACAUGGAAGUAUCAAAGUAGAUCGCUGGAGCACAUGGAAGUAUCAAAGUAGAUCGCUGGAGCACAGGAAAGUAUCAAAGUAGAAUGCUGGAGCACAAGGAAGUAUCAAAUUAGAUCGCUGGAGCACAGGGAAGUAUCAUAGUAGAUCGCUGGAGCACAGGGAAGUAUCAAAGUAGAUCGCUGGAGCAUAUGGAAGUAUCAAAGUAGAUCGCUGGAGCACAGGGAAGUAUCAAAGUAGAUCGCUGGAGCACAGGAAAGUAUCAAAGUAGAAUGCUGGAGCACAGGGAGGCAUCACAGGACAUUGUUGGAGCACAGGGAAGCAUCACAGGAGAUAGUUGGAGCACAGGGAAGCAUCACAGGAGAUUGUUGGAGCAUAGGGAAGCAUCACAGGAGAUAGCUGGAGCACAGAGAAGCAUCACAGGAGAUAGUUGGAGCAUAGGGAAGCAUCACAGGACAUUGUUGGAGCACAGGGAAGCAUCACAGGAGACUGUUGGAGCACAGGGAAGCAUCACAGGAGAUUGUUGGAGCACAGGGAAGCAUCACAGGAGAUUGUUGGAGCACAGGGAAGCAUCACAGGAGAUUGUUGGAGCACAGGGAAGCAUCACAGGAGAUAGCUGGAGCACAGGGAAGCAUCACAGGAGAUUGUUGGAGCAUAGGGAAGCAUCACAGGACAUUGUUGGAGCACAGGGAAGCAUCACAGGAGAUAGUUGGAGCACAGGGAAGCAUCACAGGAGAUAGCUGGAGCACAGGGAAGCAUCACAGGAGAUAGCUGGAGCAUAGGGAAGCAUCACAGGAGAUAGUUGGAGCACAGGGAAGCAUCACAGGAGAUAGCUGGAGCAUAGGGAAGCAUCACAGGAGAUAGCUGGAGCAUAGGGAAGCAUCACAGGAGAUAGCUGGAGCACAGGGAAGCAUCACAGGAGAUAGCUGGAGCAUAGGGAAGCAUCACAGGAGAUAGUUGGAGCAUAGGGAAGCAUCACAGGAGAUUGUUGGAGCACAGGGAAGCAUCACAGGAGAUAGUUGGAGCACAGGGAAGCAUCACAGGAGAUAGUUGGAGCACAGGGAAGCAUCACAGGAGAUAGUUGGAGCACAGGGAAGCAUCACAGGAGAUGGCUGGAGCACAGGGAUAAAUACUUUAAAUACAUUUGGUCUCUCAGCCUGUUAUUUAUAGUUUAAAGAAAAGACAUUUAUUGUUGCAUUGCAGUUUGAGAUAUUCACUGUUUUGUACCUUAAUUUAUUAUAUUGCAGAUGUGUGAAAAUAAAACUUAAUAUUCUGGAUAUUCUGGUUGUAUUUGUACAGCAUUUUAUUAGUAUUGCACUUUGGUAGUAAUGUAAUUGUACUUUAGUUGUAUUCUGUAUUGCAGUACUACCGCAGCUGUAUUGCAUUAUUAUUUUAGUACUACUUCAUCUGUAUUGCAAUAAUACUGCAGUUGUAUUGCAGCUUUAUUUUAGUAAUACUUCAGCUGUACUGUAGAUGUAUUUUAGUUAUAUUUUACUAGUACUUUAGAUGAACUGCAGUAAUACUGCAGUUGUACUCCAGUAAAACUUUAUUUUUAAAACAUCGAUUUUUAUAGGCUAUACUGCAAUUUUGCAGAUUUUUCAUGUCCAAAAAAUUGCAUUUUUCUAUAUGUAACAAAAACUGUAGUAUUCUAAAAAACUGCAGUAAUCUUUUGUAAGGGCUGCCACAUUUGUUUUGCAUGUGUUACGUGCAAACAGGAAACUGUCUCACCUCUUCCUUUCAGAGAAAUCGAAACCUUAGUGUAGAUAAGGCGCUGUGUAUUUCUUUCUUCUGUCUCUACAGUGAAAUGGCAGAAGCUAAAAUUUCAGUGGCUCGGGAUCAGUUCAGCUGUUCAGUCUGUCUGGAUCUACUGAAGGAUCCAGUGACCAUCCCCUGUGGACACAGUUACUGUAUGAGCUGUAUUACAGACUACUGGAAUCAAGAUGAUCAGACAAGAGUUUACAGCUGCCCUCAGUGCAGACAGACCUUCACUCAAAGACCUGCUUUAGGUAAAAAUACUAUGCUGGCUGAAGUGGUGGAGAAACUGAAGAAGACCAAAGAAGUCCAAACAGCUCGUACUGCUCUCAGUUAUGCUGGACCUGGAGAUGUGGGGUGUGACUUCUGUACUGGAAGGAAACGCAAAGCUGUGAAGUCCUGUCUGAUGUGUCUGGAGUCUUACUGUCAAAAUCACUUUAAGUGUCAUGAAGAAUCUCCUUUAAAGAAACGACAUAAAGUGACUGAUGCCACUGGACAACUGCAGGAGAUGAUCUGCCCACAACAUGACAGACUGCUGGAGGUUUUUUGUCGCACUGACCAGCGAUGUAUUUGUUUGAUGUGUGUGAUGGAUGAACACAAAAAUCACGAUACUGUUCCAGCUGAAGCAGAGAGGACAGAGAAACAGAAAAAGGUUGGAGAGAUACAAGGAAAAUUCCAGCAGAGAGUCCAAGAGAGACAGAAAGAGCUUCAGGAGCUCAGAGAGGCUGUGGAGACUCACAAGCGUUCUGCACAGGCGGCAGUGGAGGUCAGUGAGAGGAUCUUUACUGAACUGAUCCGCUCUAUUGAGAGAAGCCGAUCUGAGGUGACACAGAUGAUCAGAGAUCAGGAAAAGGCUGCAGUGAGUCGAGCUGAAGGACUCUUGAAGCGACUGGAGCAGGAGAUUGAUGAUCUGAGCAGGAGAGAAGUUGAGCUAGAGCAGUUUUCACACACAGACAACCACAUCCAUUUCCUACAGAGCUUCCAGUCUCUCUCUGAACAUCUGGAAUCCACAGAUGUAUCCAGCGUUACUGUCAGUUCUGUCCUCUCUUAUAAAGAUGUGAGAAAACCUGUCUCUCAACUGAAAGAAAAACUGGAGAAGUUCUGUAAAGAAGAGAUGAAAAAAAUAUCUGGUCGAGUAAGAAACAUCAACAUCAUUUCCAGUAAUGAACCCAAGACUAUGGAGGAGUUCCUACAGUAUUCCCAUCAGCUCAGUCUGGAUCCAAACACAGUGAAUAAACACGUUCAUCUGUCUGAGGAUAACACAGUGGCUACUUACACUGACACAGUCGAGGCUUAUCCUGAUCAUCCAGACAGAUUUGAUGUUUGGCCUCAGGUGUUGUGUAGAGAGAGUGUGUGUGGACACUGUUACUGGGAGGUGGAGUCGAGUGAGGGUAUGGGAAUAUCAGUGUCAUAUAAGAGCAUCAGAAGGAAGGGAAAGACUAAAGAAUGUAUCUUUGGAUUUAAUGAUCAGUCCUGGAGAUUGUCCUGCUCUGCUUCCAGUUACUCAUUCUCGCACAACAGCAAAACAGUUCAACUCCCUGUAAUCUCCAGCUCCUCUAGAAUAGGAGUGUAUGUGGAUCACAGAGCAGGAAUUCUGUCCUUCUACAGUGUCUCUGACACAAUGACCCUCAUCCACAGAGUCCAGACCACAUUCACUCAGCCGCUCUAUCUUGGGUUUUGGCUUUAUAAUCAACAGCAAAACUGUGUCAUAUAAGAGGCUAAUAGAAAUCCUACAAAUAUUUUCAUAUCUCAUGCUUGAGCUACAUGUUGAAUCACUUACAGUAAGAGCUUUGUUUUGGGCUUAAAUUCUAGUUGAAUGUAUGUCACUAAAAUAAUAUAUAAGCAAGUGGUGUAAGCAUGUGGUGUCAACUUAUGUUUCUGCUUGCUGGUGGGUGCCCACCCUCCAGUACACUGCCAAUAUAAUUGUUUCAUAUAUAUAUAUAUAUAUAUAUAUAUAUAUGCACAUUUGAUUAUAGUUUGAUAGAUGUACAUUUGAUUUUGUUGUACAUUGUUAUUGACCCAGCCAGUAUAGUGACAAUGAAAGCGCUCAAGCUGAAUAUGAAAUCUGAAUGAAAUAUAGUAAUAUGUAAACAAUAUGAUUUAUGCAUAAGUCACUGUUUGGCAUGGGUUCGGUACAGCAGGGGGGAGACAACUAAACACAAAAUUGCUUCUUUUUUUCCUUUUUUUUAUUAAACAGUGGUUUACUGAACAAA
Ctenopharyngodon idella (grass carp) is the source of this 4147-nucleotide messenger RNA. RefSeq names its product tripartite motif-containing protein 16-like protein. Gene Ontology annotation, molecular function: protein binding; zinc ion binding. The record is from RefSeq and is a predicted model, not a curated record. Lineage: Eukaryota; Metazoa; Chordata; Actinopteri; Cypriniformes; Xenocyprididae. Bases 1879 to 3648 code for a protein of 589 amino acids. The transcript is spliced from 6 exons.